Molecule: messenger RNA, 1041 nt
Organism: Cantharellus anzutake
Lineage: Eukaryota; Fungi; Basidiomycota; Agaricomycetes; Cantharellales; Hydnaceae
Product: WD40-repeat-containing domain protein
Exons: 8
Coding region: 1-1041 (346 amino acids)
Biological process (GO): mRNA export from nucleus
Cellular component (GO): THO complex part of transcription export complex
Molecular function (GO): protein binding
Source: RefSeq, a predicted model, not a curated record
AUGGCAACAUCGUCUGCGCCCAAUAUUGUGACACCUGGCGAUGGGAUCGCAAAUAGUGGUAGGGGUGGUCCAGGAUUUUCCUCUUUUCAUUUGCCUAACACUGUGUCAGGCUUCGGGUUUCUCCAAUUCAAACCAAAGGAAGUCCGCACGAGCUCAAACACGGUGCUAUGGAGUUGCGAUGGUCGCCGACUCAUCUCAUGCGGGCAUGAAAGAGGAAUAAGGGUGUGGACUCCUUCCAAUCGUUACCCUAAUGCCGCCCAGUUCGAAGAACGCAGCACUACAUCGUUGACAGGCAGUUUAACCAAUGCAGUGAACUGUGCAGCAACCCAUCCUACCAACCCCGACCUCAUCUGUGGUGGAAGCAGACUAGAUAAGAAACUCGUUUUUUGGGACCAGAGAAGGAAGUCCGAUUAUCGUGUGGUGGAGCUGACUCAAUCAGUUGACCAAAUUCAAUACUCUCCUGACGGAAUUCAUAUUCUGGCUCGCCAUCGCGCGGAAGGCGAAAACCCAGAUACAAUUUCUUUAUACGAUGUGGGGGGAAGCAGCGAUAGUUUGAGUGCCCAGAUAGAUCAAGCCACCUUCAAUCACACUGGGGAGCUGAUUUAUCUCGCCGGAGGGUCUGGAAGCAUCUCGAUCCUGGAUUACCCGUCCUUGGAGUAUCUGGAUCGUGUUAUGGGUCACACGAAGUCGUGUCUCUCAAUCGGGGUGGAUACUCGUGGUCGAUACAUUGCUUCAGGCGGGAGUGACGCUCUUGUCAACAUAUGGGACAUUCAAGACUGGAUUUGUGUCCGCACCAUAUCGAAUGCAGAAUCUCCGGUCGUUGCCACAGCAUUCUCAUGUGAUGGAGAAUUUAUUGCUAGUUCUUCGGAGAGCAACUACAUUGACAUCACUGAAUCUGAGACGGGGCUGCACAACACCAGGGUCCCUCAACGAGUCAAGGCCACAUCCUUGGCUUGGCACCCUAUACAGCAGCAGAUUCUGGCCUCUGCUGGGGGAGACAGAAAAGGGGAAUCAUGGAUCAGCUUGUUAGGUCAAUCAUAA